Molecule: messenger RNA, 4174 nt
Organism: Colius striatus (speckled mousebird)
Lineage: Eukaryota; Metazoa; Chordata; Aves; Coliiformes; Coliidae
Gene: SLC12A3
Product: solute carrier family 12 member 3
Exons: 25
Coding region: 1151-4174 (1007 amino acids)
Biological process (GO): potassium ion homeostasis; cell volume homeostasis; chloride ion homeostasis
Cellular component (GO): membrane
Molecular function (GO): sodium:potassium:chloride symporter activity
Source: RefSeq, a predicted model, not a curated record
UGUGUGCCAGCCUGCACCAGGCCUUGUGACUGUGGAGGGCAUCUGCUCACACAGAAACAACACAACGGGGCCAAAGCAAGUCCUCAAACAGCUGCUGAAAAUCUGUGUGUGAAUGCAAAAGAGCCAGAGGCAGCAGGGCAGGCAGCCUCAAUUUUCCAUUAACUUGCAAAGCACAGGGGGCUGAAACUCAAAUGGGCUCCGGUGCUGCCCUGAAAUUUUAUUGCCUGCUGUCUUCAGUGAUCAUAUCUGUAACUGCUUUUAAGACCCCAUGUGAUACCAGGCAGCAGAGGAGUAAAAGGGCCCGUCCCUACCCCUGUCCUCGCCCACUGGUAGCUGCAGGGUGAAUCCCAAGCAAGAGUAAGCUCAGCUUGUGUUGUGUGUGAUGUGGGGAGGGGUUUAAGUGGCUUUGUUAAGAUGGGAGUGGGAUAUGGGGGCAAUACUGAACCCUGGGUGCUCAGUGGAUCCCCCUCCCUGGGGUUGUGGGGAAAGGGGACUGUGGGCAUGGGAGAGCUGCCACCCUCUAGCCCUGGGCAACGGUGGAGGGACAAUGACUGCUGUCACUCAGUGUCCCCCAGCAUCUCCAUCCCCUUUCCCAGCCCCUUGGCAUCAGAUCCCAGGCAGGGGCAUCUCUCCCAUCCCUUGAUGUUGCACUGCCCCCGCUCUUUGCUGUGAGACAAAGGGGAUGCCACAGGCUCAGUGCCACGGGCAGCAAUUCGGAGACCAGCCAAAUGAUCGAUGUGACCUGCUGGGUCUGGGGCAGAAGCCCAGGGAAGGGUGAGAGUGCCUGGGAGUGUCGCUCCCAUUUUCCAUCAUAAAUCCCGCUGGGAACUGAAUGUUCCAAGGUCGGGGCUGGAGGCAAACUCAGCACCGUGUUUCUCUGCUGAUCUGUCCUGGGGACUUAAUCUGGAACCUGUUAUCACGGUGCCCAUCGGGAGCCUGGAGGCAGCGAUACCCAUAAUGGCAGCUUUCGUAUCCCUCCCAGCUAUUUUUUUCCCCCUGACCAGCUCGGGGUGGUUUGAGCCGAUCCUUUUGCCCCGUUAGCAACGGCAGUGGGUGUGUGCCGGGUCCCUUGCUCCGGUUUUGCCAGGUAUAAAGCCAGUGAGCCCCUCUCCUCCCUGUCCCUUGCCCGACAGACACUUGAGCGGGGGCAAUGGCCGAGCUGCCAGUGCCGGAGCUGCCCACCACACUGUCCCACUGCAGCGGCCGCUUCACCAUCAGCACCCUCCUGGGCAUGGAGGAGGGCAGGUGGGGUCCCUGCGCAGCAGCCGAGGGGGCUGGCUGUGACAGCACCCAGCUCUCUGGCAGCACCCUCUGCAGCAGGACCUUUGGCUACAACACGGUGGACGUCGUGCCGGCCUACGAGCACUAUGCCAACAGCAAGGGGGUGGACGAGGCCAGGAAGGGCAGGCCCUCCCUGGCAGACCUGCACUCCAUCCUCAAGCCCGACCCGAGCCAGCCGCGCAUGCCGGUGUCUGACCCCCAGCAGAGCAACGGGCUGCCUGAGGCUGGGCCGGAGGAGGCGGCAGGGGAGCCGGGCAGAGCCCCCGUGCCAGAGCCCGUGCGCUUCGGGUGGGUCAAGGGUGUGAUGAUUCGCUGCAUGCUGAACAUCUGGGGAGUCAUCCUCUACCUGCGCCUGCCCUGGAUCACUGCCCAGGCAGGGAUUGCCCUGACCUGGCUCAUCAUCCUGAUGUCCGUGACAGUGACCACCAUCACCGGCCUGUCCAUCUCUGCCAUAUCCACCAAUGGCAAAGUGAAGUCAGGGGGCACCUACUUCCUCAUCUCCCGGAGCCUGGGGCCGGAGCUGGGCGGCUCCAUCGGGCUGAUCUUCGCCUUUGCGAACGCCGUGGCCGUGGCCAUGCACACCGUGGGCUUCGCCGAAACCGUCCGGGACCUGCUGCAGGAGCACAACUCCCUCAUUGUGGACCCCACCAAUGACAUCCGCAUCAUCGGGGUCAUCACCGUCACGGUGCUGCUGGGCAUCUCCCUGGCUGGCAUGGAGUGGGAGGCCAAGGCACAGAUACUGUUUUUCCUGGUCAUCAUGGUUUCCUUCAUAAAUUACCUGGUGGGGACAGUGAUCCCAGCCACCGCUGAGAAGCAGGCAAAGGGCUUCUUCAGCUACCAAGCCAAAAUCUUUGCCCAGAACUUCGUGCCCAACUGGCGUGGACCCGAGGGCUCCUUCUUUGGCCUGUUCUCCAUUUUUUUCCCAUCAGCAACUGGCAUCCUGGCUGGGGCCAACAUUUCUGGUGACCUAAGGGAUCCCGCCGUGGCCAUCCCCAAGGGCACCCUGAUGGCCAUCUUCUGGACCACCGUGUCUUACCUGGUGCUCUCUGCUACGAUCGGUGCCUGCGUGGUCCGGGACGCCUCGGGCAGCCUGAACGACAGCGUGGUGCUGGGCUCCCCGGGCUGCGAGGGACUGGCCUGCGGCUUCGGCUGGAACUUCACCACCUGCAUCCAGCAGCAGAGCUGCCGCUACGGGCUCAGCAACUACUACCAGAGCAUGAGCAUGGUGUCUGGAUUCGGACCUCUCAUCACGGCAGGCAUCUUUGGCGCUACCCUCUCCUCUGCACUGGCCUGCCUCGUCUCGGCCCCCAAAGUCUUCCAGUGUCUCUGCAGGGACCGGCUCUACCCUCUCAUCGGCUUCUUUGGGAAGGGCUACGGGAGGAACGGUGAGCCCAUCCGUGGCUACGUGCUCACCUACGCCAUCGCCGUGGGCUUCAUCCUCAUCGCCGAGCUCAACGCCAUCGCGCCCAUCAUCUCCAACUUCUUCCUCUGCUCCUACGCCCUCAUCAACUUCAGCUGCUUCCACGCCUCCAUCACCAACUCUCCAGGCUGGCGACCCUCCUUUCGGUAUUACAGCAAGUGGGCCGCGCUCUUCGGGGCCACCAUCUCGGUGGUGAUCAUGUUCCUGCUGACCUGGUGGGCGGCCCUCAUUGCCUUGGGCAUCGUCAUCUUCCUCCUGGGAUACGUCCUCUACAAAAAGCCAGAUGUCAACUGGGGCUCCUCCAUGCAAGCCAGCUCAUACAACAUGGCCCUCAGCUACUCGGUGGGGCUGAGCGAAGUGGAUGAGCACGUCAAGAACUACAGACCCCAGUGCCUGGUGCUGACUGGCCCCCCCAGUUUCCGCCCAGCUCUGGUGGAUUUUGUGGGGACGUUCACCAAGAACCUCAGCCUGAUGCUUUGUGGCAACGUGCUGAUCGGGCCAUGGAAGCAGAAGAUGCCAGAGUCCCGGCUGACAGCAGAUGGCCACACCAAGUGGCUUGUGAAGAGGAAGAUCAAGGCCUUCUACGCAGACGUGGUGGCUGAGGAUCUGAGAAGCGGCGUCCAAAUGCUCAUCCAGGCUGCCGGCCUCGGGAAGAUGAGACCCAACAUCCUGGUGCUGGGAUACAAGAGGAACUGGCAGACAGCGUCCCCACAAAGCCUGGAGGACUACGUGGGCAUCCUGCAUGAUGCCUUUGAUUUCAAGUAUGGCAUGUGCUUAAUGAGGAUGAAGGAAGGGCUGAACGUUUCCCAAGUGAUGCAGGCUCAUGCAGACCCCACUGUCCCGGCCAGCGAGCAGCAGGCGAGCACCAUCUUCCAGAACGAGCAGGGCAAGAAGACCAUCGACAUUUACUGGCUCUUCGAUGACGGAGGGCUCACACUGCUCAUCCCCUACCUCCUGGGCCGCAAGAAGCGGUGGGGAAAGUGCAAGAUCCGGGUGUUUGUCGGAGGGCAGAUCAACAGGAUGGACGAGGAGAGGAAGGCGAUUGUCUCUCUGCUGAGCAAGUUCCGCCUCGGCUUCCACGAGGUCCACAUCCUCCCCGACAUCAACCAGAAACCCCGGCCAGAGCACAUCAAGAGGUUCGACAGCCUGAUCGCUCCCUUCAGGCUGAACGAUGGCUUCAAAGACGAGGCCGCAGUGAGUGAGCUGCGGCAGGGCUGUCCCUGGAAGAUUUCCGACGAGGAGGUGGAGAAAAACAGAGCCAAGUCGCUCCGACAAGUGAGGCUGAAUGAGAUUUUGCUGGACUACUCCCGGGAUGCAGCGCUCAUAGCCAUCACGCUGCCCAUCGGCAGGAAGGGCCGCUGCCCCAGCUCCCUCUACAUGGCCUGGCUCGAGACCCUCUCGCAGGACCUGAGGCCCCCCGUCGUCCUCACCCGUGGAAACCAAGAGAACGUGCUGACCUUUUACUGCCAAUAA